GUAGAAAGCUGAAGCAACCCGCGUUAGGGAAAGAGACAGCCACCACCGUAGACCAAGAACAAUCCUAUUUUCUGUGGCUGCUCCAAUAUUCCUUCACUGUCAAUUCAACCCAAGCCAGCAUGGCUCCGUCGCUCCCCGAACCUGUGCCAGAUUCGCCCUCUGACGGUGAUCCAACUUUGCGAACGUUUACGCUGUAUCUUAUUCGUCACGGCGAAGCUAGUCACAACGUGGAAGAAAAGCUAGCACAAAAGCAGGCUCUUGAAGAAUGCAUCGCCCAAGGGCAUUCUCCCGACGACCCCGUCACGAAGGAAAAAAUGGAACAAGCCAGACAAGCCAUUCUCGAAAAUCCCGACUUUUUCGAUGCUCGUCUUUCCGAUCUCGGUAAAGAAGAGGCUGAGGCAGCCCGAGCCCUAAUCGAAACGUGGGGCGAUUUGCCUGUUCCGCAGGAGGUGUUUGUCAGCCCUUUGCAGCGGACGCUACAAACCGCUAGUCGUGUGUUUCCGGAUCAUCCCAAUAUUCACGUCCGAGAAGAGUUACGGGAGCGACUAACCGGACGUCCCGCCGACAAUCGAUUUUCCAGCACAGAACUCAGUCGUCGAGAUUCGUUCAAAAAGUUUUCCUUUAAGCAUUUGCGACUCAACUCCAUUGUGAAUGAUCUGGCUGGAAUUUUUGGAGGAACAAGUUCCACCGAUUUGCAAGAAUUGGAUCGAAUCGAAGAAAAGGACGAAGAUUUGUCGGGCACCGCUCGGAGCAGCGUGGUUAGCUUCGAGAGCAACUCUAGUUUACAUCAUAAUGUCACGAAUACACGCAGCUUACAUCGGCUCGGAAGCUCGUGCAACGCCGACGAAGUCGUGGAAGACGAGGCCAAACUCCGCGAACGGACUUUCAAAGUGUUUAAGCUUCUCCUCGAGUCGGAACACGAUUCGAUCGCAUUGGUAACUCAUAAGGGUUAUUUGCGAACCUUGGAACGGGGGCAUUUGCAUCAACCAAAUGCGCGGCAGUUUCAGAAUUGCGAAGUUCGUGUUUACCAAGCUACCAUUCAUGUCGAGCGUAAGGAAGUGGAACGGAUUGUCCGAUUGAAGUGAAAGCAAUAGAAUAAAGGACUGAGUAAGUUGAAAUAUGUACUAUAUUACGGACAACGCAGAGUCUCUGGCUCAACAACCUGAAUGAAAGACAAUAAGCAAAUUCGCCAAUAGCAGAUAUCCAAAAGCAAGAAGUUACUGGUUUGAUUGCACCUUGACAACGCAGUCUCGCCCUUAUUUGAUGCAACCAAAGCAAAAACUAUGUAGGCUCAGCUACAGCAUUUUGGUGAAGAACCUUUCGCUUCUGAGGCUAGCUUUUGGCGCCACGCCAC
Molecule: messenger RNA, 1354 nt
Organism: Phaeodactylum tricornutum CCAP 1055/1
Lineage: Eukaryota; Bacillariophyta; Bacillariophyceae; Surirellales; Neidiaceae
Exons: 2
Coding region: 120-1085 (321 amino acids)
Cellular component (GO): cytosol; cytoplasm
Molecular function (GO): phosphatase activity
Source: RefSeq, a predicted model, not a curated record